AUGGCGCCUAAGCGACGACCGCGAGAAAUCUCUUCCGAGUCAGACACCUCCGCUUCAGACACCCCUUCGCCGCCUCCCAAAACUUCCAAAACCUCAUCAGGGAAACGCCAACGCCAGAGUGAACCUUCCGAGAAGCGUCUCGCACCAGCGCCAGCAAAGGCCGCAGGGAAAUCUCUCGGGAAAACUUUAGGGAAAUCUCUAGGGUCCGGGAAAGCCUCCGUAGCCGUAGGAUCGUCUCCGUUUGAUGCGGAGCCGGCAUGGGCGCAGAAGGACACGGGCGGCGCGGUGAAUCCGGGGAGGGUGCGCGAGCUGCGCAAGGGGCUGCGGCGGACGGGGCCUGUGGUGUACUGGAUGUCGCGAGAUCAACGGUCCAAGGACAAUUGGGCUCUCAUCUACGCCGUCCAAAAGGUGCAGUUUCAGCUUCACUCCUAUUUCUACUUGAACAGGGUUCUUACAGUAACGUGUAGAUGUUGUACUUGCAAUUAUUUCGUCCCUGUCCUCCGCCCCGCCCCCUCUGCCCCCUUCACAUCCCCUACCUACUCCUCCCUACUUACCUUAGCGCAUACCUCCUCCCCGCGCCGCAUUCAUUACACAGGCGCGGGAGAGGGGAGAGGCAGUGGCGGUGGUGUUCAACCUGGUGGACGGCAUAGUGGACUCAAACCUUUUCCCUUCUUUACCCUCUUCUUCCCCCCCGGGCGCCCCCCGUUCCCCUUCCCCCCCUCCCCGUGCACGCACCACGCGCAAGAGAGGGGAGAGGCAGUGGCGGCGCGGGAGAGGGGAGAGGCAGUGGCGGUGGUGUUCAACCUGGUGGACUCCUUCCUGGGCGCCAAGGCGCGGCACUUCGCAUUCAUGCUGCGCGGGCUGAGAGAGGUGCAGGGCUCCUUUGCGGCGCUCGGGAUCCCCUUCUUCCUCUUCCAGGGCAAGGCAGAGGAGACGGUUCCGGACUUUGCCAUGCGAUGUGGCGCGUCGCUAUUGGUCACCGACUUCUCCCCGCUGCGCAUCGGGCGGCACUGGCGCGAGGGGGUGUGUGCCAGGCUGGCAGAUCUGGAGCUCAGACAAUCAGGGAGUGGCAGCAGCAGAAGGCAAGGGGCCACAUUAGCAGACAGAGCAGCAGAAGGAGAAGCAGGAGAAGCUGCAGGAGGGAGGGAAGGGGCAGCAGGAAGGGAAGGGACGGCAGGGAGGGAUGAGCUGUGGGACGCGCAGGUGGGGCUGACAGGCGUGCAUGAGGUGGACGCCCACAACGUGGUCCCCAUCUGGGCCGCUUCAGACAAGUUAGAGUACGCCGCCCGCACCAUCCGCACCAAAAUACACCGGAAAUUGCCAGAGUACUUGGUGGAGUACCCCCAGUUGGAGCCGGGGUGCACUGUGGAGUGGACAGGGGAGACGCCGUCGCCUGUAGACUGGGACUCGUUAAUAGCUGCUGUGAUCAGGGCUGGUCCCGAGGUACCAGAGGUGGACUGGAUAGUCCCGGGGGAGGCAGCAGCUGCAGAGGGGCUGAAGACGUUUCUGGACAAGAGGCUGAGGGGGUACGACACUGGCCGCAACGACCCCUCCAAAGGCCCCACCACGCUGUCGGGGCUCUCCCCCUGGCUGCACUACGGGCAUAUUGCCCCCCAGCGAUGCGCCCUGGAGGCGAGAAUUCUGCGAGCACAGCAAGAUUGCUCCCCAGCGGUGUGCGCUGGAGGCACGGAAGAUAAGGAAGCAGCACAGCAAGGCGGUGGAUGCAUUUCUAGAGGAGCUGGUGGGGCGCAGGGAGCUGGCGGACAACUACUGCUUCCACCAGCCCCCUUCGCCCCUUGCUCCCCGCCCCCAAUCCCUUUCUUCUCUCUCUUCCCGUCUGUUCCCUCUUCCCCUUCAUUUCAGGCGGUUGAUGCGUUUUUAGAGGAGCUGGUGGUGCGGAGGGAGCUGGCGGACAACUACUGCUUUCACCAGCCGCUGUACGACUCACUGGGGGGCGCGUGGGGGUGGGCGCAGCAAUCCCUGGACGCACACUGGGGAGACAAGAGAGAGUUUGUUUACACGGCAGCGCAGUGGGAAGCAGCCAAGACUCACGACCAGCUGUGGAACGCCGCUCAGCUGGAGCUGGUUCACUACGGCAAGAUGCACGGUUUCAUGCGCAUGUACUGGGCGAAGAAGAUUCUAGAGUGGUCUGAGUCACCAGAGGAAGCUCUCAGAAUAGCAAUCGAGCAGAAUGAUAAGUACUCAUUGGACGGUCGCGAUCCCAACGGCUAUGUAGGCUGCAUGUGGUCCAUUGCAGGCGUGCACGACCAGGGCUGGGCGGAGCGCAAAGUGUUUGGCAAGAUUCGUUAUAUGAACGCAGCGGGGUGCAAGAGGAAGUUUGACGUGGAGGCUUAUAUAGGGUACGUGCGGCGCAUGGUGGCUGCAGUGAAGAAGAAAGGCACGGCUGCUGUUCCUCCAGGUGGUGCUGCUGCCUCCCCCGCUGCCACUGCCAAUGCUGCCACCGCAACUGCUGCCCGUCUUAGGGCUGGUAAACCCAUAGCCUAG
Molecule: messenger RNA, 2505 nt
Organism: Closterium sp. Naga37s-1
Lineage: Eukaryota; Viridiplantae; Streptophyta; Zygnematophyceae; Desmidiales; Closteriaceae
Source: the annotation of a GenBank genome assembly